CCCAGCCAGUUUGCGUCACUGCCUUGCAGAGCAGAGAGCAGAGCGAGCUGGGGAGAGCAGACAAGUUUGAAGGGGAGGGCCGGCAGAGUCAGCAGCCCCCGGGGCGCUCCUCUCCCACCGCCCAUCCCUUUCCUCUCUUCUUCCCCAGCUUCUCUCUCUGCCCUUCACUUUUCCCCCGAAAACCCCUUAUUUAGCCAAAGGAAGGAGGGAAGGGGAAUCCUCUCCCCUCCCCCCUCCAACCCCCCCCAACUUUUCCAGUCCGGAGAUCGCAAGGGCGCGAGUGGGCACCCAGCUGGCCAUGGAGCUGCUGUGUGGCGAGGUGGACCCGGUCCGCAGGGCCGUGCCGGACGCCAACCUGCUCCACGACGACCGCGUGUUGCAGAACUUGCUGACCAUCGAGGAGCGCUACCUUCCCCAGUGCUCCUACUUCAAGUGCGUGCAGAAGGACAUCCAGCCCUACAUGCGCAGGAUGGUGGCCACCUGGAUGCUGGAGGUCUGUGAGGAGCAGAAGUGCGAAGAAGAGGUCUUUCCUCUGGCCAUCAAUUACCUGGACCGCUUUUUGGCCGGAGUCCCAACUCCCAAGACCCAUCUGCAGCUUCUGGGGGCCGUGUGCAUGUUCCUGGCGUCCAAGCUCAAAGAGACCAUCCCGCUGACCGCUGAGAAGUUAUGCAUUUACACCGACAACUCCAUCAAGCCUCAGGAGCUGCUGGAGUGGGAGCUGGUGGUUCUGGGCAAGUUGAAGUGGAACCUGGCGGCCGUCACCCCCCAUGACUUCAUCGAACACAUCCUGCGCAAGCUGCCUCAGCCCAGUGAGAAGCUGUCUCUGAUCCGCAAGCACGCUCAGACCUUCAUCGCUCUGUGCGCCACCGACUUCAAGUUCGCCAUGUACCCGCCGUCGAUGAUCGCCACUGGAAGCGUGGGGGCCGCCAUCUGCGGGCUCCAGCAGGACGAGGACGUGAGCUCGCUCACGGGUGACGCCCUGGUGGACCUCCUGGCCAAGAUCACCAACACCGACGUGGAUUGCCUCAAAGCCUGCCAGGAGCAGAUUGAGGUGGUGCUGCUGAACAGCCUGCAGCAGUACCGUCAGGACCAGGGCGACGGAUCCAAGUCGGAGGAUGAGCUGGACCAAGCCAGCACCCCUACAGACGUGCGGGAUAUUGACCUGUGAGGAUGUCAGGCGGGCCGAAUGGGAGAGAUGAGUCCAAUCUGCUCUCUCCUUCUCUCUGGAUGUGUUUUGUUCUCUUAUGUUUUAGGAUGAAACUUAAAAAAAAAAAUUCUGCCCCCACCUAGAUCGUAUUGAAAGAUCUUUUAGAAGUGAAACAUAAAGGUCCUAUAAAAACAGAAUCAUUAAAAGCAUUUGGUGCCUAUUUGAAGUACAACAGAAGGGAAUCCCUUGUAUAUGCGAACAGUUAUUGUUUGAUGAUGUUAAAAGUCAUAGUAAAAUGCUUACAGGAAAACUUGCAGAGUAGCUAGAGAAAAUGUAUGCCUGCACUAUGGGAACAAAUUAGAGCCUUUUUUUUUUCAUGUUAUGAACUAGCACGUAUAUACCCCUGUAGGAUAAUGUUGAGGAACCGCAGAGGCCAUUUAUGGCAGGAUUAGAUUGCAAAGCAAUGAACUCCAGAAGAAAUUAGAAACACGGAGGGACAGGAUGGGGAGGGAGUUAGAAAAUAACCUCCGCGCGACCGAACCAUUUUGGAUGGAGAAGCACCUUUGCCCCCAACCACCUGUUUUUUACUACGUCAGGAGCAUUGCUGGGUCUCUAAUGACAACUCUUGCUGUCAACAGUAGCUGCUACCUAAAAGCAGCAUUCGUUUUGCCCGUUGGACACAGGUGAUUGGAUCCUGGGUUUCACGUUUUUCGAUAUCUUUCUUCUUCUUCCAAAUAUGGUUCAUUGCAGACACCACCCAGUUUUUAUCUAAGAGGGGGCAAUCUAGCUACGGGCCAUCCCUCAAACUCCUAUGAAAUGGAGGCAGACGGAGCCCGAGGGUGGGAUCUGGAAUGGAUGGAACCUUUUCUCCUGAUGUGUUCAAGAGAGUAAUGUGACCUUGGCAUCCCUCAUUAGGAAACAGAAGAAUUUUUUGGUGCUGAUUGGCAUGUCUGGUCCACAGGUGAGCGUUUUAGUAUAAACCAUUCCAUUCGAAAAGCACUUUGAAAAAUUGUUCCUGAGGGAUAGAUGGGAUGGUUUAUGCAAAUCGUGCAGAGUAGCCGCCUCCCUUCUCCUCCUGCGCCCCCUCCCCUCCUGCCCCCAGUCGGGCUGCUGUCCUGUAUCUGACACUCUCUGGCAUCCCCACCUGAACUCAAGACACACCCCCUUCCGCUGAAAUCCCCAUCACAACAUUCCUAAAAACAAAGAUGUUACCAUUUUGAUGGCACGGAAGGAUCUUAAUUCCCACCUCUAUACUUCUCCUUUGGACAUGGAAAAAAACAUUAUUGCUGGUGCAAAGACAGAUAGCGGUCAUCAGUGUGGCAUUUUGUUCCCGUUUCCGUUUUUCGUUGAUUUCAUUGCAAGGUUGCAUUCAGCGUACUUGAAUUUUUUUUCCUCUCCACGUCUUAGAGGCAUUCAGUUAGCAGAGAGGUUGAAGCACCAACUUUUUUUUUUUUUUGCACAAUUAUAAUUGACAGGUAAUGAAGCUAUUAAAAUAUUUGCCUUUUUAAGUAAAAAAAAAUGAGAACAGGGCUACGUUGAAGAAUUAUUUUAUACACAGAUUCUGCCUUGUUUCGUAGUAUGAGGGUUUAAGAUGGAGAAAAAUCUAAGGGUCUCUUAUUUUUCAUUUUAUUAUGUUCAGUUUUUUAUUAUUUUUUUUGCGCUGCUAAGAAGCUAAGAUCAUUCAUCGUUACCCAUGUUAACAGUACCUAGCUGUAAUGUUUCACCGAGUGUGCUGCUAUUUUAUAAACAUUUUUAUAAUAUAUUAUUUUACUGCUUAAAUUUCCAAGUCCUGAAGUAGAUGGUUGAGAUAGGAGUUCUUCGUACUGGAAAAGCCCUUCCAUACCUAGUUUGUUUCCUUCUGGUAGCGUAUUCAUGGUUUUUUUUUUUUUUUUUUUUUUUCCUCUCUGAUCACAUACUUCAAAGACAGAGUAUUCUUUACCUCAGGUUUACUGGACAAAAUCAAUAGCUACAAAAGAAAAUGGUUCACAUUUUUGUUCUCAUAAUACCUCACAACCGUACAGUUUCUGCUUGGGAGCCCAUUAGUCGGGGAAGGCGGAGCGGGGAGGAGGCUGCAGCCCCUCCCAGGUGGAAGGUGGGGGAUUUGGCCCCAGGGUCUCAUGCCCAGGGACCUCUUCUGUGGUGAAGGUCAUCAGGCUUCCAUUCUGACUCCGGUAUCCUCAUCAUGAUGGAAAAAAUGCAAUUGAACCAAGGGAUUUCCCCUCCCCCGCAAGGCCAACACUCAGCACAGAGGUUGAUGCAGUGGACUAGGUACCACUUGGGUACCAGGAAUCAGGACACAGCCUAGUGAAUUCCAGCAGGCUAUCUAGAGAGCCUUGCCUUGCAGGCCUUUCUAAAGCAGGGCUCUCAUCUUCUUCAGGUCCUUUCAUCUGGAAAGUUUCCCCUCUCUCUGGCCCCUUCCUGGUCACAGGCAGCCCCCGUUCAGGAUGAUCUCAGAGGGCUUCCUAGGUCUGAACCUGCAGCAGGCAGGGUUGCCACAGCAACUGCUCCCACCUGUCUGGGCUGCGGCAGGCAGGUGAAGCCAGGUCCUCGCUAAGUGGCACUAAAUGGUUUUCAGGUUUUAAAUCGUGUGUUGAAUUGGCAUGAUUGGAGAAACGGGUUGGGUGAGUAUUGGGUUGGUAGUCGAAGGGAGGUGGGGAGGCUGCUUCUCUCCAGAGAUGCAACCCCAGAUGAGUCAGUCUCCCUUGAAGUGUGUUGUAAGGGUUCAGCACUCAGUGAGUUACAUGACCCCGAAAUUCUAGGGAUUUCUGGUGGGCCAGUGGGUGCUGAAUUCUGAGGUUUUGGAGAGGAAGGCUGAGCAGCCCGUGUUUUAUCGGGAGCACACUUUGCACAGGCCGCUCUUCUGGGCUCUGAGGGGUUCCCCAGGAUGGAGAAAGGCAUGGGCCCUAGAGUUCUUGGGAGUCUUGGAACCUAAAGAGAAAGCCAGGUACAGAUCUCUUGUACAGUGACCAGCCGCUAAGCUCAAAACGGAAGCAGCAAGUGAUAGAACCUGACAAAUAAGGAAGGAAAGAGGCCAACAGACUCCCCCGCGGUCUCUCACUUUCCACUUUCCCCAGGGGCCACUGGGGCCUUCUAGCUUUUUCUCCUUCCCAUCCUUGGGGCCUAGUGUGAUGGGAGGUGUAGGGUUACAGAUGGGGAGAGUAUGUAGGUAGUUUGGCUUUUCUGCCUGCUCCCUCCUCACACAAAAGAAGGAACCUGGCUCUGUUGAACUGGCUGAUAUCCUCUCCUUGGAUCUUGGUUUCCUCGGUAGGAGCUUUUGUCCCAGAGGAGUUCAGUUCUCCCCAUGCAUUUUUUUCUCUUUCCUCCCACUCAAGGGGUUCCAAACCUAUUUCAGUCUUUUUCUACCUUGUUGUCUUUCUGUCUCUUCUUUACUUCCUCCUCUUUAUGGUUUUUGUGGGGUUUUUUUUUUUUUGGUUGGUUGUUUAUAUGUUUUUCUCCAUCAGUGGGGGCUCAGUUGUUCCCCUAGCCUGCCAAAUUUUGUUCCUUCCCCUAUUUUGGCCAAAUCCUAGGGGGAAAAAUCCUUGUAUGCCAAAUAUAUAUGCUAAGCAUAAUUCUUUCAGUUCCAUGCGGGUUCAUAACAGCCAAGAAGCCUGCAGUGGGGGUGGGAGACAGAUGCCUCAGCCAAAUGCCCCCCUAGGCUGAGAGAAGGGGCUUCUGUCCGAGGAGGCUGUCCUCUGGAACUGGCCCUGCCCCACUGAGCAGCCAGCCGGUGCCACAGCCUGGUCCCUGCAUGCUGUAUGGAGGCCCUGUUCUGCCUCUUCAGCCUCCGAGUCGGGCAUGUGAGGCUCGGCAGGGAGGCCAACCCGGCUGCGGGCAUUGGGGGCUUCCCUUCCGAGGGGGGCUGUGGCCCAGCUCCGAGGCUGUUGUCCAUGCCACCCCGGGAGCCUUGGGACUGCCAGGUUAGCAGGAUUGGAUGACUUUCUCAAAGAGGGCAGGGGAAUUUUCUCUCCACCGGCCACAGGGGGCAGGGCUGGGAGAAGAAAUAGACUUGCACCUUAUCUCAUGUAAAUAAUGAUUUUUCUAGCUCAAGAAGAGAAUAUUGAUAGAGUGGAAAUGGGAGGUAAGAAUGGGGAAGAAAUCUGAGUAAGCCAGUUGGCUUCUAAGCCAAAAGGAUUCUUCUUUGCUUAUCUUUGAGACAGUCCAACCCUGAGAAUAGCUUUAAAAGGGAAAUUAGUGCUGAGACGGCUAAGUCCCCUUCAGCCAACAGACGCUCUGUAGUGACAGAACGAGUGCAGGCUCCUCUGCUGUGGGCUUGGGGCCGGUCCCGUCACCCAUUUGUGCAAAAUACGGCCAGGAGAUUCAAGAGGAUGUUUAUGGCUUCCUCAUCCCACCCGGCUUUUCAUGACCCUGGAUUCUAAACAACCCAGAACAGUCCCUUCAGCCAGAACCACCGCUCUAUAUCCGUGUGUCUCUGCUUUUAGACUUGGCUGGGCUGUCAGACCCGAUUCUUGGCUUAGGUUUCCAGAAGGCAUCGGCAAACAUAUACACGCAUGCUGGAACUGCCACAUUUCUUCCUUUGCCUGCAGCCUCCUUUGGGGAAAAAAAGUGCCUUACUGACUGUAGCCAUUACAGUAGCCAGUGUAUUUUGACAGGUGCCUAUCCUUUAAAAAAAAAAAAAAAAAGUUCUCGUUUUUUUUUUUUUUUUUUUUAAUUGGUUAUAUUUUUUUACUGCUGGCCAAUUCUGAAAGCCCCAGCAGAUCACCGGGCCAUUGGAUUUUUUCCAUUAUGUUCAUUACCAUGUACCUCAGAUCUUUCUCUCUCAGUUACAGUUUCUCGUCUUGGACUUUCUUUUAUUAUUAUUAUAAAUUUUUUUUUUUUUUGCUUUAAAACGAGUGUGAUGCCUUAUCCAGUCAAUGUUAUUCUCUCACCAUGUGCUCUAUAAGAGGUGUGGGUGUUUUAUUUGAUCGGCAUUCGAGCACGUGCUAAAGUAGCACGAUCAGUGUACACGGGAGGUUUUUAGGAAGUAUGGGAAAAAAAUGUAUUGGCUAUGAUGGUGACGUGGUAUAGUCAAGCUGCCUUUUCAGAGGUCCUAUCUGUUCAGUGUUAAGUGAUUUUUUAAAAAUAAUAACCUGUUUUUCUGACUAGCUUAAAGAUGGAUUUGAAAAUGGUUUUGGAUGCAAUUAGGUUAUGCUCUUUGGACAAUAAACUCACCUU
Hippopotamus amphibius kiboko is the source of this 6319-nucleotide messenger RNA. RefSeq names its product cyclin D2 (gene CCND2). The transcript is spliced from 5 exons. Gene Ontology annotation, biological process: mitotic cell cycle phase transition; positive regulation of G1/S transition of mitotic cell cycle; regulation of cyclin-dependent protein serine/threonine kinase activity. Lineage: Eukaryota; Metazoa; Chordata; Mammalia; Artiodactyla; Hippopotamidae. Gene Ontology annotation, cellular component: nucleus; cyclin-dependent protein kinase holoenzyme complex; cytoplasm. The record is from RefSeq and is a predicted model, not a curated record. Bases 299 to 1168 code for a protein of 289 amino acids. Gene Ontology annotation, molecular function: cyclin-dependent protein serine/threonine kinase regulator activity.